AUGGCUGUGGCCCAAUGCAACUAUGAACCAGAAGGAAAUUCAGGUCUCCGGCUUGUCAGAAGCAGUAAAUACUAUGUAUUGCAAGAAGAAGAUUCUAAUUGGUGGAAAGUAAGGGAUUUGGAAGGGAAUGAAGGUUUCGUACCGAGCACUUACUUGAGAAAGUUAUCUCUGAAUGAUGAUGAGCCAAGGGAAAACUCCAGUGUCAGUGAACACACGUUGGCAGAAGAGCAGAGUAUUGCUAAGCAUGAUUGGUAUGCUGGUAAUAUCUCCCGUGCCCAGUCUGAGCAGCUGCUCCGUCAGAAGGUCCUACAUAUCCUUUAUCACUUAAGAUCAUCCAGACAAGCNGGAAUGUAUACUGUGUCUGUAUUCAGCAAGGUUCCUGAAAGUAAAAAAGGAACAGUCAAACAUUACCAUGUGCACAAAACCCCUGAGAACAAGUAUUACCUGGUUGAAAAUUACUAUUUUGAUUCCAUUCCCACGCUUAUACACUACCAUCAACACAACUCAGCCGGUAUGGUGACAAGGCUCCGGCAUGCAGUGUCAACACAAGUAAAUAAAGUCCCAUCCACAGCUUCAUUAGGAAAUGGAAUCUGGGAGCUGAAACGAGAAGAAAUUGUCCUGUUGAGAGAUCUAGGGAGCGGUCAGUUUGGAAUGGUCCACCUGGGAAAGUGGAAGGGACAAUAUGAUGUGGCCAUAAAGAUGAUUAAAGAGGGAGCAAUGUCAGAAGAUGAAUUCAUAGAAGAAGCUCAGACCAUGAUGAAAAUUAAUCAUCCCAAACUUGUUAGACUGUACGGUGUAUGCUCAAAAUCAUAUCCCAUCUAUAUAGUGACGGAAUACAUGCCUAAUGGCUGUUUGCUUAGCUACUUAAGGAGUCAUGGGAAGGAACUACAAUCCCUUCAGCUUCUGGAAAUAUGUUAUGAUGUUUGUGAUGCUAUGGCAUUUCUGGAGAGCUGUCAGUUCAUACAUAGAGAUUUGGCUGCUAGGAACUGUUUGGUUGACAGCAACCUUACUGUGAAAGUAUCUGACUUUGGGAUGACUAGAUAUGUUCUGGAUGACCUGUAUAUAAGUUCACUAGGAACCAAGUUUCCAGUGAAGUGGUCAGCACCGGAAGUUUUUCAUUACACCAAAUUUAGCAGCAAGUCAGAUGUGUGGGCCUUUGGUAUCUUAAUGUGGGAGGUGUUCACUUUGGGAAAGCAGCCCUAUGAGCUUUAUGAUAACAUGCAAGUGAUUGAGAAAGUUUCUCAAGGAUACAGACUUUAUAGACCGCAACUGGUUUCAGACAUCAUCUACCAGAUAAUGUACAACUGCUGGCAUGAGCUACCAGAAAAGCGCCCUGCCUUUUAUCAGCUCUUAUCAUUUUUUGAGGCACUGAGAGAAGACAACAGAGCUUGA
Messenger RNA from Balearica regulorum gibbericeps (East African grey crowned-crane), 1392 nucleotides. The record is from RefSeq and is a predicted model, not a curated record. Lineage: Eukaryota; Metazoa; Chordata; Aves; Gruiformes; Gruidae.